AUGCCAAUCCCAACAGAAUCCAGCCUCCGGCUCUUGUCUACUCCUCUGUUUCAAUCGAAGGGAUAUGAGGCUCCAAGUUAUGAAUCCCUGGAACGUUCUUACUAUCGAGCUAGAGCUAUAGGCAGGCAUCAUGCGCUCACGAUUGACGACAUCCUCUCUCUCACCCCCAAGUUCUGGCAAUCCCACAUGGAUGCUAUAAUCAUCCGGGAUAUCGUGGCUCACAUUCUUUUUUCAAUUCAAUAUAAUUUAGUUGCUGGCACGAUUGCCCCUUAUGCCCUGAAGAGGCGGGACUUACGACCUGUGAUGGAGAAAAUUCUGAACUUUGAUGUUUCAUUUAUGCCCCCAUCAAUGCCCAUCGCAGGCAUCCCUCGCAUUGCCGUUGUUUUCGCACGUCUCAUGGUUGGAGAUGACGAUAGAGGGAUUCGGCCCUUUAUGGUUGGACUUGGGGAUGGUAAGAAAAUGUGUAAAGGGGUGACAACAACAUUACUCCCUCCCAUCGCCUGUGGGCGAACGCUCGACCACUCUAUCACUUCGUUCAACCAAGUCCACCUCCCAUCAACGGCCAUGCUAGGCAGUCCCAGAAAACCAGAUGACAUGCGAUCACAGUUCCUGAUGGCCAUCAACCGUCUAGGGUUUGGAACACUGGCUUUGAGCCUGUCAACAAUACCCGGCCUGAAAGGUGCAGUGCUCAUUGCGGGCAAGUACAGCCUCCGUCGAAUGGUUCAUGGUCCUGAAGGAUCUCCGAAGCCGAUCAUCUCCUUCCGUACUCAGCAGUUGCCCAUCAUGCAUGCCCUAGCUGAGAGUGCAGUUAUGGAACCGUUUGCGAACUGGAUCACAGCUAAAUUUAGUGAUACCUCACUUGACUUUUCUGUCAGACAUGGGUUAGCAGUUAUCUUCAAGGGAGCCGUGCUGCAAUACACCCAGAAGAGUUUUGCAAAUCUCGUUGAGCGAUGUGGUGCUCAGGGUGUGUUUAUUCAUAACCAGCUGGUGGAGAUGGAGGCUCUAAAUCGAUGCAACGGUAUCGCAGAAGGAGAAAUUCUGGUUCUUUGCAUUCGUCUGGCCACUGAAAUCCUCCUCGGUCGAUACCAGAUCCCCACCGCAACCAAGCCAAAUUCAUUGAUAGCCAAGCAUGAGGAAGGCUACAUUGCAGAACUGCAGAAGCUCCUGGGGAGUAUCCAAGAAGGACACAGAAGCGAGGCGUACAACAGUCGCAUGCUUCCUCAUUGUCGGUCCAUAAUCCUGGCGAUAGGGCAUCGCAUGGCAUACGAGGCUGCGGUUGAUACCGGAGUUGAUCCCGAUCUGCUUGCUCUCUACGAAGCCGGUGUGGUCAAGACUGACUCUAGUUGGUACGUUGAGAAUCUGGGACUUUCUCGGGCAGAUCAAUUUGAAAUGGAAUGCAAGGCAGCUGAUGCUCUCGUGCCGCGGGUGGGUGAGCUUUUGGAUAGCCUGGAUACGAUGGAGCCUUAUAUUACGGCUCCGAUACUUUCCACGAAGAGAUGGGAGACGUUCGUUGCUGGCUGCGAGACUGUCGAGGGAGAUGCGUCGUUUGAGAUCGUUGAUAGGGAAGAUAUGUGGGCCAAACUUUGA
This is a messenger RNA of Penicillium egyptiacum, 1587 nucleotides long. The record is from the annotation of a GenBank genome assembly. NCBI's taxonomy places the organism in Eukaryota, Fungi, Ascomycota, Eurotiomycetes, Eurotiales, Aspergillaceae.